UAUACCGGAAUAUACCGUAUCGUUUUCAAAAUAUACCGAUAAAAUAAAAGCAUUUUUAUCACAAAUUAAAAAAAUGAUUACAAAUCACAUUGUACGUUGCAAGCAAAUCCUUGAGUAAUCGCGUAAUCAGGAAAAGCGGAUUUAGCGUUUCAGAACACACACAACAUACCGUGCACUGCGGCUGCAAAAUGCGACUCAUUAAAAUAAUAUUGCACGCCUUGCAAUGGAAUCGACUGCAUUUUUGGUUCUGCAAAGCCAUGUCUUAGUAUCGGGUUGAGACUUUCACUCUUGUCUAUACUUUUAGUUAAAUUCCUUACUUAUUUUGAUUCACUAAUACCGAAAAAUUGAUUAAAUUUACCAUUACAUACUGAUAGAUUAAAUUUCGACGUCAAAAUAUUCCAAAAAGUAAAAAAUAUACCGUAAACGGUCACACAUUAUGGGCUAUCAAAUGGAUUUUUCAAACAAAUUAGAGGUGGAGACACAUCGAUAGAAACAUCGAUAUUCUGUGGCGACUAUCGAAGAAGAAUUUCGGAAAGUAAACCAGGAUGGAGUCAUGCCUGAAAGGAAAUUCCCAUACUUCAGAAUCUAUAAUGGCCAAAUAUGCUGAUGAAAGACCUCCAGAAAAACCUAGGUACACAGGCAGUACUACUGCCUUGCGACCAGUUAUGCUAUUCUUAGCAGCUACAGCAGUAGCUACUUCCGUAUUAGUCGCCCUUCCGCCACAAGUCAAAAACUUUAUCUUAAGUCGACAGAAUACUUCAGAGAGUAUCUCGAAAGAUUUGCAAUCCUACCCGCCUACAUAUGCAAUUUUCGGCAAGAGUCGUACAGAAGAGCACUUGGUACAUGUAGUGAAUGUUCUUCAUAAGUUUGGAUACGAAAGAGUUCAAGUGAACGAAAGCUGGAAUCUCUUGUGGGCCCACGAUUAUCCAUUCCUUUCCCUUCCUAACUUAAAGAACCUUGGCCAGCAUCAAAUAGUCAAUCAUAUUCCGGGCUGCGGGUACUUAACAAACAAGGUAGAUUUGUGUACAUCUUCUCUGCCAUUUCUUCCCCGUGCAUUUAGACUUCCAGCACAGAGAGACGACUUUUUGGCAUACGCGCAUGCACACCCAGAUGUACUUUUUGUGGAGAAACACAAUGAGCAUAGACAUAUCAAAGUUCGCAAACCAAGUGAUAUCGAUCUCUGGUCAAAUGAUUCGUUCGUUCAGGAGUUCAUACAAAAACCAUUCUUGGUGGACGGCCAUAAGUUUGACAUAGGCGUUUACGUGGCGAUAACUGAAAUGAACCCCCUUCGUGCGUACAUCUACACAGGCGACGUUCUUUUUCGCUACUGUCCUGUCAAGUAUUAUCCGUUCGACAGCGAAAACGUAGACAAGUACAUAGUUGGCGACGAUUAUUUACCCACUUGGGAAGUUCCUUCAUUACGGAAGUAUUCCAAUCAUUUUGGGGGUAGCAUGCGGACUGUUUUUGAGGCAUAUGUACGAGAUCAGGCCAUGGACCCUACAAAAAUAUGGCCUCAAGUAGAACAUAUCAUCCGCACAACAAUUUUGGCAAAGGAAAAAGAUAUUGUCAAUAUUCUUCACUCUUACAGACAGCAUAAUUUCUUCGACUUAAUGAGAUUCGAUCUUUUUAUCGACGAGAAUCUGAAAGUUUAUCUAAUGGAGGCAAAUAUGUCACCAAAUCUUUCAUCAGCUCAUUUCAAGCCGAAUUCGCUUUUGUAUGAGCAAGUGCUAUAUAGUGUAUUUAACUUAGUAGGAAUUCGCCAACUACAUGGAACAGGUGCCCCCAUGUUUUCUGAAAUCAGUGAGGUUCUAGCAUCUGAUAAAAAUUUGGCAACUGCUUUAAACUCAUGCUCUUCAAAUUGUGAUAAAAACUGCAACAAGGAAGAGUGUAGUCUUUGUAUUCCUUGCCUCAGUGGAUCGCAAUACAAGAUGCUUCACCAAGCGUACCAGGAGCAUUUGCAUCGGAUUGAUAUGAAGCGGAUUUUCCCAAAGCCCAUUCUAAAUUUGCAGAGUUUCAAUAUAAUUGAAGAAACAUCUAAUAUGUCGAAGAAAAAUGCGUGGAUGACCCGUUGGUUCUAUAACAAAUGUCAAUAUGAACGAGCAUGGUGUGUCUAAAUUUAAAAUGAUUACUGAUUAAUUUUCACAUUUACAUACAAUUAGACCAAUCAGAUUUACCGCUAGUAAAAAUUAAUUUAGAUUUUAUAUUUUUACAAUUUAAAUUUGUGUAUAUUUAAAAUGAUUACUGAUUUAUUUUCACAUUUACACAGACCAACCAGAUUAAACGCUAAGAAAAAAUUAGUUUAGAUUUCAUAUUUGUACACCCCUUGCAAAAAGUAUUAUGAUUUGACCAGAUGCUUAAAACGAACCGAGUGAGGCAACUCCGACACCAUAUCAUAUAAAAUUUAUAUUCCUGUAUGUACAUAUAUAAGAUUUUAAGAUUUCUUGUAUUAAAACAAAAUUUAAGCUUACUUUGGGAAUUUUCUGAAACAAACAAUUUCUUUGUACCACGAAUUGUUUGAUUAUUUUUUAAAAACUGCUAUAACCUAAAAUAAAAUAAACAUAUGUAUGUAUGAGUCAUUUUGUAUAUGUUGCAGCCAAAAAUAUAGAUUUUUUAGCUGUACAGGGUAAUACUCUGUGUAAUUUUGGGUUGACCUGUCAUUAUUUUCAAAUGAAUAUUAAGAACAGAGAUAUUAAAUUUUUAUGUGUAAGAACUGUUUAAUUAAAAACUCUUAAAAACAUA
Drosophila obscura is the source of this 2739-nucleotide messenger RNA. RefSeq names its product probable tubulin polyglutamylase ttll-15 (gene TTLL15). Bases 546 to 2114 code for a protein of 522 amino acids. Gene Ontology annotation, biological process: protein modification process. The transcript has 5 exons. The record is from RefSeq and is a predicted model, not a curated record. NCBI's taxonomy places the organism in Eukaryota, Metazoa, Arthropoda, Insecta, Diptera, Drosophilidae.